CAUCAUUUCUAAUAUCACUGUGUAGGAGAAGCAGCAGAGGCAAGAGAGAACUAAUGGGUAGGCUCUUAUUCCUAUUUUUCUUAAGCUCAGAAACAGGCUGUUGCUCCAUUAUUUUAUGAUUGCAGCACCGAUAUGCAUUCGUUGGGACCACCAGGUACCAUGGGAAUAUCACUACCAAAUGGCCCUUGGCAGUCACAAUGAUGAACAUAUCCUACCUGGUACACUGAAGCAUAUCAUUGUAGUGAGUAAAGGGACAAAUGGUUAAAAUAAUAGUUUAAUAAAGAGAUACACAUCAUUUCAGCCCAUUAGCUCUGAAUGCUGGGAUGCAGUAAUGGAAAUGCAUAUCAAUAUCAGCACUGUAGUGAUGAAGCAGCUCAAAGGGUAGGGUCAGCAGUGGGCUUGCCUCACCCUACCCGACCACCUGCUCAUCACCACCCUUUCAGCUCCAUCUGAGAGGAGAGCCCAAGUGUGUCAAGCAUAGCCGUAGAGCCUUACCCAACUCCUCAGCCCUCCCACCACCACUUUUGCAGACGAACAUGAUGUACGUGGUAAAAACGCUGGUGGAUGUCUGAUAUAUAUACCUCUGAGGUGUCGAGUGUAAAACCAGUGGAGCAAUGAAUGGCGGAAAGGACUGUGAGGCAGGAGAUGAGAGGCAGGUCGCCCCUGUACAGGUCCCCAUUGGUUGGCAGCGCAAGGUGGAGCAUGGAGGAGUGGUGGUUUACAUAAGUCCCAGUGGAUCUGUGCUGUCCAGCUUGGAGCAGGUAAAGACCUACCUGCUCACAGAUGGAACCUGCAAAUGUGGCCUGGAGUGUCCACUCAUCCUCCACAAGGUGUUCAACUUCGACCCAGGGGCUGCUGUCAAGCAGAGGACAGCUGAAGAUGUGAAGGCAGAUGAAGAUGUCACCAAACUUUGCAUUCACAAAAGGAAACUUCUGGCUGUGGCCACUUUGCACAAGAGCAUGGAGACACACCCACCUCUGUCACUGACAAGUCCAGUUGGAGGUACAUCAUCUGUGGUUACUGCGCAUUCCACAACUCAAAGAGCAAUAAGGAAUAAAAUCCAUGACGGCCCUCCUAACACUGUCAGACCUGACUGCAAGAGUCCAUUUAAGAUGAUGAUGGCAGCUGGACAACAGCAACAGAGGAUGUUUUCUCCCCAGGAGAUGGGUGCAGGCCAGACCGACCUCUAUUCUGGGUAUCCAAGAACUCAGAGGCUGGGCAGUGGAGAUCCAGGCCCAAAAUCCCCUUACCGUGCUGGCUAUGGAGGCAUGUUGAGCCCACAUCGCUCUGGCUCCAAGCUGUAUGGAGAUGGCUCACAGUCUCCAAGUGCAGACACUUUGGGCAGCCCUGAGAGCUUUUCAAGGACUAAUCCUUGUGGUUUUCCAGGAGUCAGCAGUCCCGGCUCUGUGUCUGUUCUUGGAAAUACUAGGACACCUCUUUCCCCACCAAGUCUGAUGCUCCAUGGCUCUCCUGCAGGCCAAGCAUCUUGUGCCAUGACAGGAAGGACUAGCACGCCCCUUUCCCCAACGGCCACUGCCAAAAGCCCUGUCAUGAACAUGAACAUACCAAGGGGAAACUUUCCCCCUGGUAUGGAUAUGGUCCGUGCAACAUUUCACCAUAAAACACAGCCUCCUGUCCAUCCUGUGCCACCACCUCCAUCCAUACAACCACCCUGUGCCCUUCAGAAAAGGCAGUUGACCUCUGAAAAAGACCCACUAGGCAUCUUGGACCCUAUACCAAGCAAACUUGUCAGCCAGCCUCCCACCAACCCCCAUAACACAUCCAACUUCCAGCCUAACAUCCACUCUCAGGUACAAAUGAUGAAUGUAAACAUACCCCCUCCAGCCAUUGUACCCUUGCCAAGCAACUUACCUUUACCUACAGUCAAGCCUGGACCUGUUGGGCAUGGUGGCCAUGUUCAAAGGACUCAACCAGGAGGCCCUGCUUCCUCUAUGUCACCCUCCCCUGUCACCUCCCCCGUUCACAUGUCUGGGCCUGCCUUAGCAAGAAUGGAGGCUUCCCCUCAUCGCUCCCGAUCUUCCUCUACAUCCUCUGAUCAUGGUAAUUUUGCAAUGCCUUCUGGGCACCAGGCUCCAUGUGGGACCAUGAAGGUCCCUCCUCGUUCCCCCAGGUCAGCUAUGGGAUCUCCCAGACCAGCCAUGCCCUCCAGCCCAUCCACUAAUAAAACGGACACCCUUCAUCAGUACAAAGAUGCCCAGUUGUUGCCUGGCAUGGGAAACUCCAUUGGCACCCAGCAGCAUGGUAACCCUAUGUAUUCACCCACCCCAUCAUCUUCCUCAUCGUCUUCAUUGGCAACACCUAGUGCUUCCCAGAAGGGCCAUCCUGGACUCCUGGGAAUGCCCCUUAACCAGAUUCUCAACCAACAAAAUGCUGCUUCCUUCCCAGCCAGCAGUCUCUUGUCAGCUGCAGCCAAAGCACAGCUAGCAAAUCAAAAUAAAUACAGCACUUCUGGCAACAGCUCUGCUGGGAUGACUGGAUGUGGGGUUAGUAUGGGAGGAGUGGGUGUCAACAGUGGAGGUAAUACAGGGAGUGGCGGGCAUUCAGGCUCUAUGAGUGCUCCUCGUGGCAUGGAGGGACACGGCACUUUAAAUCCCAUGCUUCCUCCAAACUCCAACAUGCUGCUUAACACUCCUGAAGGCCAGAGUGGUCGGGCAGCUCUAAGAGACAAGCUCAUGGCCCAGCAAAGGGACCCCAUGCGCAAAAGGAAGCAUUCAUCAGGUGGUGCUGCUGUUAACCAUGACAGUAGUAACAUGGUUUACAAUAUGAUAAAUAAAACAGGCAUGGGUGGGUCGCAUAUGCCAGGACCCAGUGCCACUGAGCAGUUAAGAAAGGUGGGUAGACUUGGAAAUCUUCCCCCAAACACCUCAAUGGCUCAGCUUCUUCAGUCAAUGAGCUCUCACAACUUUUCUGGAAACAACCAUCGUCCAGGUCUCGCCCCUGGCCCUGGACAAAGUCUUCAAGGAGCUGCCCAAUUACACUACAACGACAGCACGGGAAUUAUCCCGGGUGCCUCUCAGCAAAACUUCCAUACCCCUCGUAGGCUUCAGGGCCCAGGUGAUGCCAUGCAACACUGUCAGAACAUGGACAACUCUGGAGCCCAUCUGGUCUCACGUCAAGGACCGUUCCCUGACACAAUGGCUCAAAUGCAGGCCUCUUCCAUGAGUAACUGUGGACCAAUGGGGCCAAGUGGUGGACCAGUUGGUCCUGAUGGCCUGCCACUGGGACACCUCAACACUAACCCUCCUCCUCUUUCACAUCCUGGCCCUCACCUCUCACAACAACAUCUUCAUCACAAUAUGGUGCGGCCUAACAUGACGAUGCCACAGGGAAGUGAUGAUGGAGGCUGUCCACAGACCAUGUCUGACACAGGGAACCCAUCAUCCCUUGGCUGUGGUGUGGGAGGGCUUCAACCUCAUGUCAGCACUGGGGGAGGUCCCAUGUACCAGCAGCAGGUUCAUCCAGGCAUGCAGCUGCAGCAGGGGGUGGUGUCUCAUCCACCCUACCAAGGCCAACAGCACUGUUCUGACAACCCACCCUACACAGACAACAACAACAUGGCUAACACUGGCUCCAUUGCUUGUAUCUACCAGAAUUACCAGCAAGGAAUGUUGCCAAACCCACAAUUUUGCGAGGGGCAGCAACUCCAGGAGGUGGGUCUUCAAACAGGUACGCCUGGAUCAGAAAGGGGCCCUGGUGCAGGCCCAGAGUCGGUGGAUGCCAUUUACAGAGCUGUGGUAGAUGCAGCCAGCAAAGGCAUGCAUGUGACCAUAACAACAACAGUUAGUGGGACAACACAGGCAAGUCCAGUUCCUGCCCUUAGUGCCAUGAGUGCCUUUACCGCCUCAAUAGGGGAGCCUAUCACCCUUCCUCAAGCUGUUAGCACAGUUCUGCAUGGCCACCAAGAGGGAGAGUCGCUGUCCCAGCAUACCAAGCAGAGACAAGUGAGGCCAUGUCGGGGACAGAAGAACAUGGAUACAGGCAAGAGCACCCCAGAUGGCCCAGAGUCCAACGACUAUUUUCGUUCUCCUGGCCGUAGGACACCCAGAGGCCAGUGGGAUGGUGAGACACAGCAUAGGGUAGGCUAUGAUUCCCACAGCAACAACAUCGCUUGGGGAGGUGAGGAGUUUCUAGAGUGUUCUACACAAGUUAGAAGUAGUCCCUGCAGGGAUCGACCUGUCAGCUUGGCUCCUGCCCCACUCUGCCCAUCAGAUGGGACCAACGAUCAUGGUCUUCACACAGCUCAUGAUAAGGUCUUUCUUGAAGAUGGAUAUCGUUUUAACAACUGCAGCCGGGCUCCUGCUAACUACAAGGAGCGUCUUGAGCAGACAGUGGAGCGCUGUGCUCACAUGAAUGGCGGCACACCCCACUUUAACACUCGAGGUUAUGGAGAAGUCUUAGGGCCAACACGGCAGGAACUAACUGGUGAUGACCAGUCGCCCAGCUCCUCCACCAGCCUGGAGGGACCCUUGGCCACAGCCAAAGACUAUAGCCACUACAAUGGCCACUUCAAUGGUAUGGCCCCCAGCCCCUCAGACACAAAAAGCUUGAGCAGUGAAGAGGACUUGCGGCAACCGGACUCUCCUUCUUCAGAACUUCUCCAUUACCGUUCCAGGACCUUCAAUAUGGGGGAGUUAGUAUGGGGUCAGAUAAAGGGCUUCCCACCUUGGCCUGCCAAGCUGGCUGGGGACGAACAAGUGCACAACGCUGGUAUACAGCUGCGGGAGCAGGCAAAGGUGGAGCCAGAGAAACUUAAGACACUAACUCACGACUUUGAGGCACUUGACAGAGCAGCCAAAAGAGGCCUGAAGCCAGGGAAACUGAAUAAUCACUUGGAAGCUGCUAUCCACGAGGCCAUGAGUGAGCUGGACAAGAUGUCAGGCGCAAUCCCAUCCAGGGAUCGUCAGGUGAAGCUCCCGAAGCCUAAGAGGAGGAAAAUAUCCAGAUAACAUUGAAUGUGUCGGCCAGAAAAACGCCCUUGAAGCCUUCAGAGACUUUGUCCUUCAGCCUUGAUUGCGAUCUGAGCUCUUCUACAGGUGCUACACAUGGACUUUUCAGUGGUACAUCGUUGUUCCAUGACUGACAGACCACAUGAGGUGCUGGAAAAUUCCAAUCACCGUCAACAGUUUUACGUGCAGAAAGACAAAACAAAUCCAGAAAAACAAAAAAAAUCAAAAACAGUUGCAAUUUGUCUACUGCUCACUGAAUUACCUAUUUUUUUCUAGUAUAACAUAGUAAAAUAAACAAAAAAACUACAAGCAUUACCUUACAUAUUUAAGAAAAAUAGACAGUCCAAAUAUUUCUGAUACAUUUUGAAUAUGUACAUAGAUGAUCCUGAAAUUUCAUGCUAUUAAGAAGUGUAUGUAAAUAUUGUAAAAUGUCAUGUACAAGCGUACCUAAUGCACACUUUAUCUUUUAUUGUACAAAAACAAAGCAGAAGUGGGUAAACCAAUGUCUUGGUUUCUAUUCAAAAAUGCGGUUGCAUACGACCGCACGCAUAGGAUAAAUAAGAAUACAGCCUAAAGCUUUUAUAUGAUAAACCUUAAGACGUUUUAUUUUUCAUUUUAUUUUAUUUUUUUUCAUAUAAGGGAACAGCAGUUGAAACAGGCAAAGGUUCUUGAGUCCUCCAUCAUGGUAGUCACUUAACUCUGCUUGUGUUUGUUUUCAUGGAUAAGAUAUACCACAGAAUGAACUUUACCAGCAGUGAGUGUUCAUUGUCCCCCUCUCCCUCGACACAUGGUGGUGAAUGACCAGGUGUUGGUCAAAUUGUCACCGUAACAGCAGGAAAAAAACUUAACUCAUGUAGAACUGUUUUUUUUUUUUCCCUCUCUCUCUCUCCCCUGAAUGGUGGGUAUUUGUUAUGAUGGGGGGAUCCACCCUUAGAAACCAUUCAAUGUAUUGUCAUACAGUUUGCUGUAAAUGUUGUGGUAACUGCAUCUUUGUAAGCAAUUGCAAAGAUACAAAGUUGAUGACUUAUCUCCACAGCUUUGAACCAGGUCUACUGCUCCAGCAUGGACACUUAAGCUGCACUUGUAUCGGAGGAUUCAGAGGAUGUGAAUUUGGAUGUAAAUUCAUCUUCAACAGACACCCCAAUUAUCAAAUCCGGUAAGAAACUAAUGUCAGGACUCAUGAAGUUCAUUUGUUCUAACAACACUCGUGCAGCUUGAUAACUGGCGUCAUAAUUAUUUGUAAUUAGUAUGAUUAGUGACAUAAUGCUGUUGAUGCCAUAUGUAGAGAAAUUGCACAACAAACAAGGCCCCAUUAGAGUCUCACACAUUACUAUUUUAGCACAUAAACAAUAAAUAUUUAGCACUAACUCUGCCUAGCUUAAAAUAGUGAUGCCUCAUUAAUCCUCCCAGUUGAGCCAAGAACUAAAGUUUACAAUUUGCUUUAAUGGUUGCCUGGUGUGAUUAAUGUUCACAUUUCAUUAACCUAGGCUUUUAAAAACUAACUUAAAGAUUUUUAGGAACGGUCUUUUUAGAAACUGACUAGAAAGUUAGGUCUAGUUGAUGAACUUUGAAAUCAUAACACAACUCAACUACCACUUUGUGCCAAAUUUAUAUUGAUUCAAGUAGUCCCCACAGACGCUUUAUCAUCCAUCAUCCUAUGAACAUAAUUGGGUUUUUGCAGUACAACUUCAAAAACAAACACAGCUGGGAGUAAAGUCAGACUAACUCAUGUCAAAGUAAAACUCAUGUCAUUGAAUUCUAUCAAGAUCUCCACUGUUGUCUCUGGGUGGAUUUUUUUUUUCUUAUUAUUCCUCUUUUCUAAAACCAAGAAUCACAGGCAGAAUUAAUGCUGCGUUUCACUGUUGUGGUUAAGUUCUCAGUCUCAUUUAUAAUGAGUGGUUUUGUUUUUAUUUCCAUGACUGUAUUCAUUUCUGACACAAACUGUAUAGCUUUAGGUAGAAUAACCAACCUCAAAGUUUUUAGAUUUUCAAAAAAAGACACUAACUCACAUUUCAAAAAGAGAUGACUUUUUUUUUUUACUUUUAGGGGCCUUUUGUGUAUGUUUCCUAUUGUUGUUUUUUGGUUGUUGUUUGUAAAUUAUUUAUGUACAGUAUUCCAUAUUUAUUUUAAGCUUUACAAAUAUGCUAGAUGGCAAUAAUACUACCAAGAGUUGAGAACUCAAGCCUUAUAUGUGUGUGUUUGUUUUGGCAGCAAGUGAGAUGUUCACGUGUUGGUCACACAGGUCAUUUCCUCUUAUAUUUAAGAUUUUACCCUUAAAACACAUUAUUCUCUCACCGGUUGUGUCCUGGGUUAAAGAAAAGUACAUAUUUGUAAAAUGUUUCAAUGCAGUUAAAACACUACAAAAGUUAGGUGUUUGGGGGAGAACUUGCAUAGUCAGCUGAUGAGAACCUGAUCCAUAGUGAUGUUUUUCCAACAGUCUCGAGUCACUAUGAUUGAUUUUUCAAGUGCAAUAUAUACGAUCAAUCAUGUUGAAACUACUGUUUCAUCAGUGUUUUAUAUAAUAACGUCCUGUGCACACUUUGAAAAAAGUUGACAACUUUUAUUUUGCCCGUCUUCCAAAUUCAGAAAAAAAAACCACAUUUGUUUACAAUUUUAUUUUAUCUCAACCAAGAAAUUCCUCCUUUCCUCAAUAAGUCAAACACUAAACCAUGACAAAAUAUAUUUCUAGCUGUUUAUACAUGUGCAGGUUAUCAAGUUUUACCAUAAAUAUUUCCAUUUAAAAUUCUUAUAGCUGCACAAAACUGCAAAAAGAUCCUAAUAUUGGCUGAGUGAACAGAUGUGUUCAUGUGUUGUCACUUUAAAAAAAAAACUGUACUGUAUUAUUCUGGUAAAUGCGAUUUCAACAUGUAACUGAAUUUUCUUUGUGUGGCGUGCACACUGGAAGAUUAGACAUUAGAUAAGAAAUUUUGGUCAUUUUAUGGUGCAAAUAACGGCAUGUUUUUUUAAGUCUUUAAGUCCAUAUAAUUCAUAUAUGAUGAACAUAGAACUAAUCAGAAUUCUAUGUUUCAAAUUUGAAAUGUCUUUGUUUCCAGACUGCACGUUUGUCAGAAUCUUUGGUAAAGUUCAUUCUGCCCUUACAUCCCCAACUUGUCCAUUUUGUUCAGUGAAAUGACAAGCAGGAACCCACUCUCCUUUUCCGUAAACCAUGUGUCACUGUUCUAAAAGAUGUCAAGUUAUUUAUGGUCAAGAAGUUUCAGAGCAUUCAGAUUUUUCAAUCGUUUGAAAACUCAUUGCGUCAGUUUUUCCCUCAUUGCUAUAACUGUGUGCGUGUGUGAUUUCUGUAGUUUUCCUGCUAGUGAACUUCAUUUUGAAAAUCCACUCUUCAACAAGUUACUCGUCAGUAUUUUGUUCUCGUUUCCAACUUGUAUUGAAUAAGUAUAUAUUUUGUCACUAAUAUAUACUUUACAAAAAUAGACUUGUGUGAAGUAUGAUGUGCACUUGACUGGUCUUUGUUUUCAUCAGUGUGGGGUAGGGAUAGUUGUUUUUUUUUUUUUCAGAGUCCAUUAUUUUGAGAUUGUUUGGACAUUUUUAUUUUAAAGAAAAUGGUUUGAUGUAAGCAGCAUUUUUUGUAAAUAUUGUGAAACAUUACAGGUCAUGCAGUGAUGUAACAUUUGGAACAAUGUUGCACAGAUGUUUAAGAUAUUAAAAAAAAACAUGUUCACUCUUAAA
Molecule: messenger RNA, 8657 nt
Organism: Cynoglossus semilaevis (tongue sole)
Lineage: Eukaryota; Metazoa; Chordata; Actinopteri; Pleuronectiformes; Cynoglossidae
Gene: mbd5
Product: methyl-CpG binding domain protein 5
Exons: 10
Coding region: 615-4967 (1450 amino acids)
Cellular component (GO): chromocenter; nucleus
Molecular function (GO): DNA binding; chromatin binding
Source: RefSeq, a predicted model, not a curated record